Molecule: messenger RNA, 1764 nt
Organism: Diaporthe amygdali
Lineage: Eukaryota; Fungi; Ascomycota; Sordariomycetes; Diaporthales; Diaporthaceae
Product: lpha-mannosyltransferase subunit
Exons: 3
Coding region: 1-1764 (587 amino acids)
Biological process (GO): protein N-linked glycosylation
Cellular component (GO): endoplasmic reticulum membrane
Molecular function (GO): alpha-1,6-mannosyltransferase activity
Source: RefSeq, a predicted model, not a curated record
AUGGCGCUCUUCCGCCACCUUGACUACGCUGUCUUCUCAUUGUGCCUCAUCCCGCUGGUGAUACUCAUCCACCUGUGUGUAGCACCAUACACAAAAGUGGAGGAGUCAUUCAACAUACAAGCAACACACGAUGUCUUGGUCUACGGCACCCCUCUCUCAAACGUCUACCAGAAACUGUCUACCAGUUACGACCACUUCGCCUUCCCCGGAGCUGUGCCCAGGACUUUCAUAGGCCCCGUCCUGCUCGCAGGUGUUGCUAGGCCAUUUGCAGCACUGUUUGGCGACCGGUACAACCAGCUCUUGGUUCGUGCACUCCUUGGAUGGUUCAAUGCCUAUUCCCUUCUGUUCUUCAGGAGACAGCUCCACAAUGCUUGUGGCCCUGCCGUGGCUAGGUGGUAUGUAGUGCUGCAGGUCACCCAGUUCCAUGUCAUGUUCUACGCCUCCAGGACAUUGCCAAAUAUGUUUGCAUUCGGACUGACCACUUGUGCUUUCGGCCUCCUACUCCCGCCCAAGAAUCCUGUCAAGACCAAUGCCAGGAUUCGCAUGGCACUGGCCCUGUUUGUCUUUGCAGCCGUUGUCUUCCGCUCAGAGAUUGCACUUCUGCUGGGCACAAAUGCUCUAUGGCUGCUUAUCAUCCCUCAAAUCUCUCUUCAGAGGCUGGUGCCCCCGUUCCUAGUGUCCUUUGUUGCCGCCUUGGUCAUCUCCGUCCCCGUUGAUUCCUACUUCUGGCAGAAACCAAUCUGGCCGGAGCUGUGGGGCUUCUACUAUAAUGUCGUUCAAGGCUCCUCCUCUAACUGGGGCACCUCUCCGUGGCACUGGUACUUCACAUCGGCCUUGCCCAAGAUGAUAUCACCUCCACUGGGACUCUUCUUCGCUUGGUGCUCGCUCUCGUCCCCAGCCUACGGACGCAUAGCCCAACGCCUGAUCAUCCCGAACUUGCUGUUUGUGGCCAUCUACUCUCUUCAGCCGCACAAGGAGGCCCGCUUCAUUUUUUACAUCGUGCCACCAUUGACGGCCGCUGCCGCCCUCGGAGCCUCGACUCUGGUGAAUCAGAUCCCCGCCAGAAUGGCAGCCGACGAGACUGGUCGGCGCGCGAUCAGAAACAUCAUUUUCUUUAUUAUAUCAGGCUCCAUCCUUCUCACCUGCAUCAGCAGCGCUGUCAUGCUUGUUGCCUCGAGCUUGAACUACCCUGGCGGCGAAGCCCUCGCUGCCCUACACGGGAUGAUAGAGCAAGACGAGAGUACAGUAUCCACCUCUGUUGUGACGGUCCACGCGGACGUAUUGAGCUGCAUGACGGGAGUCACCCUGUUUGGUGUCGCUGAGGGCAAUGGUCUCCCUCAGCAUCACCGGCUGGCCACCGACCCUGGCCUCGUUCUCAGUGGCCAUGACAAAAAGCCGUCAGUGUCGCUAGUAUUAGACAAGACAGAAGAUGAAGACAUCCUGUCCGACCCCAGCUUCUGGACCAAGUUUGACUACCUCCUCAUGGAAGACGAGAAAGCCGUCAAGGGCGGUAGCUGGGACACAGUCGCUGUCGUCGAGGGGUUCUCUGGGCCUGAGAUCCUGCGUCCGGGCUUUUCGCACGUGGAAGAGGAGCCCAAGGGCGUCAGAAGAGUCGGCAUGGGGGCUCACGUUGAUGCCUUGCGACAAAGGAUUACGAAGUUGACAGGCGGAUGGUGGGUAGGUCCCAAGACGGUGCCCAAGAUCCGUAUUAUGAGGCGGGUUAAAGACAAGUCUGAUAAGGUCACGAAGGAGGCCAUCUCAUGA